AUGCAGAGACUUCAUAUGAGCUGUACCAUGCUGUGCCUGAUAUACAGAUCCAGAGACUUCAUGUCAGCUGUAACAUUCUAAGCCUGAUAUACAGAUUCAAAGAGACUUCAUACCACUGCAGCAUGCUGUGUCUAAUGUCAGGGCUGUCUUCAGAAAUCAUGGGGCUUCUUACAAAUCAAUUUUGUGUGGCCCCGUUGGCACACAACUGCAGAUCUGGCUGCACCCAGAUACAAACUCACAGACACACAUUCCCAGAAAUACCCACUCACAGACCCACAUUCCCAGAGAUACCCACUCACAGACACACAUUCCCAGAGAUACCCACUCACAGACCCACAUUCCCAGAGAUACCCACUCACAGACACACAUUCCCAGAGAUACCCACUCACAGACCCACAUUCCCAGAGAUACCCACUCACAGACACACAUUCCCAGAGAUACCAACUCACAGACCCACAUUCCCAGAGAUACCCACUCACAGACCCACAUUCCCAGAGAUACCCACUCACAGACACACAUUCCCAGAGAUACCCACUCACAGACCCACAUUCCCAGAGAUUCCCACACACAGAUACAUUCUCACAGAUGCUCAGCCAUUUCCAGACUAA
Pelobates cultripes (western spadefoot toad) is the source of this 608-nucleotide messenger RNA. NCBI's taxonomy places the organism in Eukaryota, Metazoa, Chordata, Amphibia, Anura, Pelobatidae. The record is from the annotation of a GenBank genome assembly.